CAUGACAGUUAAGAGAGUCAACCUCAUUGUUGUGGCUGUGGAGUCUCUUUCUCUCUAUCUCUGCCUUGAAUAUAGUCAAUACCCCAACAGUCAUCUGCUGUAGGGAUUCCCACAAAUUCACUCCCUUCAGAGAGAGAAGAAAUUCCUCCCAUUCCUAUCUUCAAAUGGGCAGCUAUUCCCGGUCCUUGUUCACUGGGAGGCAGAUGAAUCCUUGGGAUUUUAACCGUAAGACACAGGAAGAGCAGCAGGCCAUUCAGUCACUGAAUGGGAUCGGAGCUGAUUCGACAUUCCUCCUGCCUCCUUCCUUGCCCGUUCCUUCGGUUUCUCUGACUGAUCAGGAAUCUCUCGAUCUCAGCCUUCAGGACUCUGUCCCCUCAGCCCUCUGUGGCAGUGAGACUCUCCAUCCUCAGACAGAAGAAAUUCCUCUUCAUCUCAGUCUGAAGUCCUCUCCAGCAGAGAAGGCAGUGAAUGGUCAGUCUUGCAGUACAGGGUCAUCGUCGCUGCCAUUGCCAUGGUUUCUCGGAAGCAGGAGAGGUUACUGCGCUAUGUGGAGGAUGGCAAUGUGCUGAAGGUGAAGUCCUACCUGCGCAGACACCACGGGCUGUCAGUGACGUUCAGGGGACGGAAGGGCCGAAGCCCACUCCAUGUGGCCUGCUCCCAGAGAGACGACGCUAUCACCAGGCUGCUCCUGCAACACGGAGCAGACCCCCUACUCCAGGACCACAGGGGCAAUACCCCACUGCACCUUGCUGCCCGCCAGGCAGUGAAGAGAGGAACCAGAGUCUAUGAGGAUCUGGUUGUCCCCCUCAGGAAGUCUUGCCCAGCGGCUAUGGAUGUGCUCAACAGGGAAGGCCUCACUCCUGGAGACCUGCUCGGGUCGAUGAAGAUGCGGCAGCAAUGUCCAGGGGCUGAGGAAGAGAACGAGACAGCCAAGGGUCAAGCCGACAGGGAGUGGUACCAGAAGCUCUCUGCUGAAUGUGAGGCUGAGUUCUACACCCAGUGUGGGCGCUAUGAAGAGGACCUGUCCACGGGAGAGGCGGAGCCUGAGACGUACGAUACCUGGGCUGACCGCCUGGCGAGGGAGUAUGCGGCGAAGCGAUGCAGAGGGGCGGGGAACAGCUGGAGCAGGGAGCAGUGGGCCAAGGAGAAGGAGUGGGAGCAGCAGGAGCAGGAACACCGGCGAUACCUGGAGCAGGCACAGAGGCUCCAGACGGAGCGGGCGGCUAGCCACAAGCAGCGAUAUGAGCGAGGCUGUGCCCACAUCUUCGGUCAGGGCUCUCCGGGCACCGGGACCCCGCUGAGCUACAGCGACAUCCCUUGGCCUGCUCCCAGAGGCACAGUGGAGGAGAUGGUGGCAGUGAUCCUGCACGGGGUGGAGCGUGGAGAUCCGGGUGUCUACCGCCGCUACCUGAGGGGACAGCAGGUCAUGUGGCACCCUGACCGCUUCACUCAGCGGUGCGGGGACCGCCUGGCACAGGCUGACCGCCAGAGGAUCCUGGACACUGUCAUUGCCCUGUCCCAGGCCCUCAACAGGCUGGCUGACGGUGCCCGCUGAUGGGCUGGACAGUACAGGGCGGGGAUGGGCAGAGUGGCCUCCUGCUCCUGCGCUGUGAUUCCCUCAUCGGCCGCCUCCUAUGGGCCAGCAGGAGGGGCUGGUAUGGGCAGAGUAGCCACCUCCUAUGGGCCAGCAGGAGUGACUGGGAUGGGCAGAGUGACCUCCUCCUGUGGGCCACCAGGAGGGGCUGGGAUGGGCAGAGUGACCUCCUCCUGUGGGCCAGCAGGAGGGGCUGGGAUGGGCGGAAUGGCCGCGUCCUGUGGGCCAGCAGGAGGGGCUGGGAUGGGCAGAGUGGCCGCCUCCUGUGGGCCAGCAGGAGGGGCUGGGAUGGGCAGAGUGGCCUACUCCUCCUGCUCCUGUGCUGUGAUUCCAUCACCAGCCUCUCUCUUUGGACCCUGUCAGAAUUUCCCAAUCCAACCCACACCUUCCGAACUGAGAGUCAAACCCAUCGGAAAACAGCUCCACGUUAUCCCACCCGGAACAACAAUCCACGCUCGCCCGGACGUUGAGGGAGAAGUGGGGUGGUAGGCAGGCUGACAACGUCAAACAAUUCAAAAAUCAAAGGCUCACUGGUUAGCACGGCUGCCUCACGGUGCCAGGGAGCCGGGUUCGAUCCCACCCUCGGACAGACUCUCUGUGU
This is a messenger RNA of Chiloscyllium plagiosum (whitespotted bambooshark), 2195 nucleotides long. The record is from RefSeq and is a predicted model, not a curated record. NCBI's taxonomy places the organism in Eukaryota, Metazoa, Chordata, Chondrichthyes, Orectolobiformes, Hemiscylliidae.